CGGAAGUAUACGGAGUACAGAAAAUGGGAAAUCCAAAGCGAGCUGCAGGGGCCAAGGGGCGCAUUUGGCCAACGGUCAUUUGCUUCUUUCCAUCAUACCGGACACCAAUACGAAAAUUCUGUUCACUUAUUCGAGAAGAGUUGAAACGUUGGCCCCGGCCCUUUAGAUAGGGUUACGUGUGCUAUUCAACCUACUCUUAGGGUUUCUAUCGUUCUUUGUUGCCUUUCGACCAUCCUCGACGGCUCUCCCCUUUUGCCGUUACUUCCAUACUACGUGUACACUCCGUACUUCACAAUCUUUCCGAUCGUUGACCUAUCGCCGGGCACUCACAGGUACGGUGCAUAUCAACCGACGUGACAACUCUGCGUACUCCGUACGGAACGCCGAGUCGCCCAGUUGCCUGCCGAGUCCUUUCCCCCCUCCCAGCCACCAAAACUACAAACCACCCAAUCCUACCGAAUUGUCCAACUCCAAAUCAAAAUCACCCUUACUGUGCAGCACGACUGUCCCGUCCAUACAGACCCGGUCGCCUCAACCUCACUUUCAGUGGAUGCACCAACUGCAACUCCCCCCCCCCCCGGUUGACUCGAAACUGCUCCUCGAACCGGGUGAUCGACUCCCUUGCAUCUAACAAAGUCCCAUCCGUCUCGACUCAUCUACUCGCUCAUUCUUAUCUAUCCAGCCAGCAAAACCCCCCGCGCCCUACAGACUAGGUCGGCGUCUGCCGUGAUGCGACCGUCGCAACCUUUCCUCCUCGCCCUCUGAGCAAUCCUGCCAUGCUAUUAAAACAUUCUCCUUUGACAGCUCAGUCCCCCAACAGUCGCAUUCACCCAACGAUCGCAGGGGGCUUGAUUUUGGCGUGUUUCCGGGCCCAGCAAGAUGCCCGGUGUGGGAGUGAUGGGCGCAUCGGUGGACGUACCAGAGCGACCGCUUCUCAGGUCCCACAAGGCGCUCCCGCGGAGGGGCAUCGUGGUCCCUCAGAUCGACCUGAUCCAACCGUCCUCCCCGGAGUCAAAUGGCACAGUUACUGCGGCGCCGUUUCCUCCGUUGACUCCGCCUGGCGCAAACCAGGAAGAGAGCAUGGGAGAGGAACGGACGCCACGGAAUAUCAACUCAUCGCGCUCUGAGAACCAGUCCACGGGCAUCUUGACGCCGCGCCGGCUCUCCAAACCUCCUACCCCCGACGUGACACCGCCGCGCACAACUUCCAUCAAGCGACCGAACCUCAAUCAUAGCGUGCACCUGUCGUCAUCAUCGCGCGCCGAUUCCUUUCAGACUGCCUGCGAGAGCAUCUCGUCUGAUGGAGACAUGGAAACGCCCGUUCGAUCCAGAUCCCAAUCUGCGUCGCAGAAUGCCAAGAAACGAGUACCUUCGACCAACAGACAGAAUGCUCGGAAUGGCGUCAGUGCAAAACUGAAGUAUAAGAAAGAAACCCCACCUUCUGCUUCGCAGCCGCUUAGCGAGACCGAAUAUGAAACUGGUUUUGAGUCGUUCGACGGAGAGUGGAUGUCCAACAAGACCGAUGCGUCUCCAACACCACUGGUGGCUGAGAAGCGCAAGCCUUCAAAGUCCCGAAGUGUGCCAAAGCACAAAACCACAAAGACAAGUACGGACACGCUGGACGUGCUGCAUCUCGAUGAGUCCUUGAUGAGAGAAAAGAAUCUGCGAGAUAGGGUUCAAACAAUGCAUCAAGUGGCCGAGAGUCCGUCGAUGGAACGAUUCCGCGAAGAUAUUGGCUGGCCAUCUAAUGAUGAGCCUUCCCAUGUUGAUGAAGCGGAGUCGCGCCGUUUAUCGGGAGUCUCUUCCACGUCCACAGUCGAGGCGAUGAUCAUCGAUUCUCCGAAAAGGGCCCACCGGUCAUUGCGACACACCGAGAAGAGAAGCUCUCUCCGAUCUGCAAGUUCUCCUAUCACCAGAUCCGAACGUGCAUCCACAGCCUCAAAUACCGAUUCGCAACAUCGUCUUAUUCACAAGGCUGCUCGCAUCUCGGAGCAGGAUCGUCGGAGUAUUUCAUCCGACGUCUCAUUCUCCACCAAGACGACUACGAGCGCACCUCCUAUCCCAGCCGAUAUCAUUCCCGUAGUGGUCAUCCCCGAAAGACGCUCUUCUCUCAAGUCUGGACCCAACAGCUACGCCUCGUCUAAACCCGAUUCGCAGCGAUCCAGCCGACGACCUCCACCGGUAUCAUCAGAUGGCUCGAUGAAUGCCCCGCGACAAAGACCGCGGACCAUGUCGGAUUCCGUAUCUGCAAAGUCCCGAGACAAGGACUCAAGGGGACGCAUCGUUGGUCGACCAGUCGUCCCCCCGCGGAGCUCUUCGCUCUCUGCACCGACAAGUCGCAACAACUCUCGCGCCACGUCGCUGACUUCGGAAAGCCUGCGAAGCCAUACACUGGCUAUGGAUUUGGAGAUACAAAAACGGCGUGAUCAGCAGCCCGUUUCGCCGCCCCGCCAUAAUAUCCUUGGACCCAAUGGUUACGGCAAGACUUUAUUGGAGCCUCCCAAUCUACCGGAUAUUAUGGUUAGCUCAACGGAUGAUAUGGCCACUCUACGGCCGCCGUCAUUACCGUACACACAAUGGUCGAUUCCAUCAUCCUCGCCGGGUCCCAUUGAGAUUCGAGAAGCCACCGCGGUUAGCCUUUUUCCGCACAACAAUCGAUCUCUGCUGUUAGUUGAUCAACGGGUGCCGCAAGACCAACGCGGGUUUGGAAUGUUGAACCGAGGGUUGCCCGCUCGUGAGGCCAACCCGCGGACUCCAGACAACCCCAUUCCAAUAGGAGAAAUAUUUGUGGAAUCUCCGUUGAAAAACCCCCGUCCACCACCUAAACCUCCGGUCUCCAAACCUCUCCCACCGCUCCCGACCCAUGACAUGACGGCGGAUGCUACCACCGGAGGCCUCGUUCGUCGAUGGACUUCUGUUCGACGCACAUGGAGUGCACGCCCUCGGUCGGAUUCAUUCAAUACCAUCACUCGAUCUCUCUCCAUGCGAUCGGCCAAGAAUCGCAAGGCAGGAAUAGAAAUGGACAGCCGCCUACACCCCUUCUGGCGUCCACGAGGAUUCUGGGACGAUGUCCCCGGAUCCCCCAAGAAAGAGAAAUCAGCUAUCCAUACCCCCGCAGAGCCUGGCUUCGUCAGUAACUCACUGGGCCUCCCGCAACAACGGCUCAUCUUUGAGGGGCCUCCUGCUCUCAACCGCCGCAGCCCCGAGAUGAAGCGCUUCUUCAAUGGACUCUCUUCCUCCGCACAUUACCAUGUCAGCCGUGGUAGUCUCGUCGACAAUGGUGGUAUUCUGCGUACCGGAUCGCCGCUAUAUCAGAAUCGCUACCGCACCUUGUCUCGUUGGGGCAUGCGCUGGCGAUCAUUGUCGCUUCGUAGCGUGCGCGCCCAAAUUCGACGAGUCCGUCAGCGUCGCGAAGAGCGGAAACGAGCUGCACGCCGGGAAACGCUGAAGCAGAGUAUCGGUGGCCCCGUGUACGUCGUGUCUAGCGCGACCAAUGGGGUCGUUGGCUGAGCACUAUGUACCUCCCUGCGGCCACCUUUCGGUGGCCAUGAUGUCAAGAUGUACUAUAAGAUAAGCCUCCCUGCGGUUCGGUGGAUACACACUUUGCCUUUGAGUCCGAAUGAAUUGAUAGUUGUUUUUUUUCCGUUUGCACGCCGCUUGCGAGACAAAUGCAUUGUAUAACGUUCAAUUCGUAGUUGUAUAGUCAUUGUGGUAUAAACCAGGACACACCCGAUAAACACCCAUAACGCCUAGACACCAUGAAUGAAAGAUAGUAUCAAUAUCGUCCACCCCAAUAUCCCCUCCCACUGGCCCUCGUCCGCUUCCCCCGUCCACUAACACUCGACCUCCCCCGAAUAGCCAUCGACCCAUACUCAGCCUCCCUCUCUCGCCUAAUCCGCUGCUGAUCGGGCGUCUCAGCGGGUCCCGAUGCCUCUGACAAGAUCUCGCCUCGUCGACGAGUACUGUCUGACACACGUUCACUUUCAUUCUCACCCGCUGACGCGGAGGCAGCAGUAGCCCGUGCUCGCUUUAGCAUCGCUUCCCAGGUCGGCGGGUCCAGAAAGGGCUGGGGAGACGAGGCGAAUGAGAAUUCAACUCGGGCGGGUUUGUUGAUGGUGGAUUCCCUUGUUUCUUCGUCUUGGUUGUUGUCGAGGGGUGGUUUCAUGUGCGUCGUUGCUGGUGAUGUGCUGGGGUUUAGCACUUUGUAUACUUGUUUAGAGUUGGAGGUGGUGUGUGUAGUUGGUGGAAGUAAGGGGCGCUUAUGUGGGAUCAAAAGAGGGCGUUUUGAUGUCAUCUUGAAGGUGG
Penicillium brasilianum is the source of this 4305-nucleotide messenger RNA. NCBI's taxonomy places the organism in Eukaryota, Fungi, Ascomycota, Eurotiomycetes, Eurotiales, Aspergillaceae. The record is from the annotation of a GenBank genome assembly.